CAGAGCAGACCGAAUUGCAUUUCUUAAGGUACAUUGAGCAGAAAUUACAAUUCAUAGUAUCUGCAGAUAAAAAUGUGAUUCUUCAAAUAGAUGAGAUGCACGUCAAACCCUACUUUGAUUACAAAGGGGGAAAUAUAUCAGGUUUCAGUUACAAUUCAGAAAAUGCCGCCACAAGUGUUGUGACUUUCAUGAUAAAUAGUAUUUCAUCGUCAUAUAAAGAUGUUGUUCACAUUCUUCCUGUAAAUAAAAUAGCAGCAGACGUUUUACAUGCAUUCAUUAAAAAAAUUAUUAUUGGGUUAGAAAACAUUGGUUUUAAAGUGAUAUGUGUAGUAACAGACAACAAUUCAGUCAAUCAAAAAGCAAUGUCUCAGUUCGCUUCUCCUUCACAGUCAUAUUCAAUUCUUUAUCCUCAUCCGGUAAAUAAAGAACGACCUCUUUUUUUCAUGAUCGAUACUGUCCAUUUAUUGAAGAAUAUUCGCAAUAACUGGAUCAAUCAAAAGAAUGUUGAUAAAUGUAUGUUUUACCCUAAUUUUAAAGAAACAACCUCAGAAAAAAAUUCACAACAAGAUUCAUCCUUCAAAACAUUAAAAUUAUUGUAUGAAACUGAAAAGAAUAACAUCGUAAAAUAUGCAUACAAUUUAUCUUUAAAAGCAUUGGAACCCAAUAAUUUAGAAAAACAAAAUGUCAAAUUAGUACUCAAAAUUUUCAAUAAAUUUAUACCUGAAAGUCUCAUGAAUUUGGGAGAGAAAUAUGAGUUUCCACACUACAAAGAAACAGCAGAAUAUAUAAGAAUAAUAAAUAGGUGGUGGGAUAUUGUUAAUGUAAAAACUCCAUUCACAGGAAUCCGUGAAAAUAAUGUAUAUAAAAAACCACUGACAUCAUCUGAAACCGACAAAAGAUACAAGUUUUUAGAUGUAUUUUUGAACUGGUUGGAAGACUGGAAAAAUAUGAAAUGUGAUACCGGCAUGCUAACAAAAGAAACUUAUUCUGCUCUUUUCAUGACUACAUAUGCUUUAAAAGAAAUAACUAAAUAUUGUCAGGAAGAAUUCGAAAUGAAGUACAUUCUCCCAGGAAAAUUUCAGACCGACAAUUUAGAGGCACGCUUUGGUUUAUAUAGACAAAUGGCAGGAGCACAAUAUCAUGUUUCACUCAGACAGGUAUUUGAAAGUGAAAACAAACUAAGAAUGCAUUGUAUUUUAAAAAUUUGUUUAAAAUCAAACAAACAUGGAAAUCUCGAACUUUUUCGGGAAGCAGUUGGCGAAAAUUGGGAAGAAUUUGAAAAAUCUAUUUCUGAAAAAUUACCUGUAUUUAACAUUUUGCUUACAGAAGAAGAUUUUAAAAAAUCAGAAGAUGUUUUACCAGUGUUAGUUUAUUUAGGAGGUUACUGUGUCCACACAGUCCUUAAAAAGUUGAAAUGCAGCAUUUGCAAAAAGUUUUUAACAAAUGAAAAAGAACUGGACUGCUCAACUUCUUUAAUUCAGAAUUUAAGUCGAGGAAAACUUUUAUACCCCAAAAAAUGCAUUGUAAAUUAUUUAGCAGCAGAGAUAAUUUUCAAUAGUUUAGUGAAUGAGGAACAAAUACAUGAUUAUGGUGAAUGCAUUUCAGGACAUAAACCAGAAAAUGUCUAUAGAAUGAUAAUUUGGUCUGCAGUCAAUUCAUUACUGAAUAAUUAUUUUCCAACAGGAGAAGGAAGCUCCACAAAAACUGCAUAA
Messenger RNA from Argiope bruennichi, 1712 nucleotides. RefSeq lists its product as uncharacterized. Bases 96 to 1712 code for a protein of 538 amino acids. The transcript is spliced from 4 exons. Lineage: Eukaryota; Metazoa; Arthropoda; Arachnida; Araneae; Araneidae. The record is from RefSeq and is a predicted model, not a curated record.